Acaulospora colombiana is the source of this 529-nucleotide messenger RNA. The record is from the annotation of a GenBank genome assembly. NCBI's taxonomy places the organism in Eukaryota, Fungi, Glomeromycota, Glomeromycetes, Diversisporales, Acaulosporaceae.
AUGACUUUCCGGCACCAAUUCCCCCAAUGUUCCAUUUCGGCACCGCUGAUUGCUAGCGAGGAUUCCAGACGCCUCUCCCAGAGUAACAUGGCCUAUGAUAUUUUUUUCGAGACUCCUGUUCCCAGAGCCUUGGCAAGAGCCGUAUACCCGUACGGAAUCCCGCCUUUUGGAAAGAGCGCUUCUGGGAGAGAUCUUGAUUGGGGCGGGAGCCUAAGUGAACAAGCCCCACAGGAUAUGCCCAACAUGACAGAUUUGACCAUCAUAACGUCUUCCGGGGUUGUAUUACUUAGCGGCGCCCUGUCGGAUUCUCUUGCCGCAGAAGCCACACCGUCCAGCGAUAUCGGGAUGCUUCCUGAUGCCAGGACAUCUGGUCUAUCGUACCAUCUUCGCGGGGGAGUCUCUCCGCAUCAAGUCACUGGCCAAGCAAAGGAACAUCUCCGGUACCUGCAGGAUCCCUAUGAGACUAGAUGCCGUGAGAUUCAGCAACGUCCGAUAGGAAGUUGCCCAACAAGUGUUUCGACCUCCAAGG